Messenger RNA from Chironomus riparius, 3363 nucleotides. NCBI's taxonomy places the organism in Eukaryota, Metazoa, Arthropoda, Insecta, Diptera, Chironomidae. The record is from the annotation of a GenBank genome assembly.
AUGAAUCAUAAUAAAGUUUUAAAUUGGAUUGCAUUGUCACUCUUUUUUCUUGAGUUGACUUGCUUCUCUGCUAUCUUGUGUCAAAACUCAGUUUCGCAAAUUUCACCAAAGUCAAUAGUGAAUGAUGAUGAGAAAUUUGAGCAUAAUAUUCAGCCUUCAGAAACUAUUAAAAAUAUAAUUUCUUUUGAUGAUGAGACCAUGAAAAUAUCUCCAUCUUCGCUUAUUUUGAAUGAAGAAGAAAGCACAAUUAGAGAAAUUAAUGAAAUCGAAUCAAAUAAUAUUGAAGUAGAAUCUUCGGGGAGAUAUCAUGAAACUAUUAGACCGACAUUAACAUUUAAGAAAAAUGAGAACGAAAAGUCAAUGAAUUACGAAAUUAUUGAAGACGGUAAUUUUUUAGUGAAAGGGGGUCGUCGAGCAAGAUCCUCACGACCCCAAAUACAGGAGAUGGAUACUGUUUUGCCGAUAAAGAAUGUCAACUCAAAUGAGUUAACAAUGGCUCGUCAAAAUAAUGAUAUCCAAGGAAUUAUUUCUGGAAUAGUAAAAUUAUUAAAUGGAAAUGUUAAUGUGCAUACAAAUAAUCAAGGAACUCGAAGACCACCAUCAAAUAGAAUCAAUAACAGAGGACCGCCAAGAAUUGCUGAAGCACAAGUUCCGGGAAAUGAUUUACAAGAGUCUAAUAAUGGCAAACCACAGCAAUCUUUCCCAGAAGCUCCUCUGAUGCGACCAUUUUUAACAGGAGUUCCAAUUCCUGAGCAAAUUGUACCAUCAAUGCAACAAAAUUAUCGUCCUGGUUUUGUAUCUCAAAAUCGACCACCUUGGAAACGUCCUAAACCACCAAUUAGUCGACGACCUCCUCCUCAAUACACACAUCAUCAUAUACCAACGCAUUUUGUUUCUGACGAUCAAUCAAACAAUUCAAAUUUAUCGUCUGCAUCAAAUAAAGAGAAACCAAUUGUUUAUGAAAACAAUUAUGAUGAUGACGAUGAUGUAGGAACGGCAAUCGAAGAAGAUACAUUGCCUCCGUCCACUACAGUCGAAGAUGAUCAUAAAGAAAUUAGCAGUACUAUUGCAAAUGAAAAUAUUUCAUCAACAGUUAUUACGAUCAUUCAGUCAACUUCUGAAGUCAACACGGUAGACCAGUCAAAUGACAUAUUUUCCACGUUAGGAGAUAAUGAUAUGAACAAAACCAGCUCGUCUAUUGAAUUAGAGCCAUCUACUAAUGAAAUUUUAUCGCAAAAUCCCGUAACAUUUACACCUACACUUAUCGAAACGACUACUUCUUCAUUAUCUUCAAUUGAUAAUCAUGAAAGUGUGAUACAUUCAACACCUUCUUUAAAUCCUCCACCAAACACAUACCAAACUCAAUAUAUUCCACGACCUGGAGUAGUUCUAGAUGAUCCUGAAUUUAAUCCUGCUCAAAAAGUAAAUCAUCACCAUCAUAAUCAGAGACCGAGAAUCCCGGUUCCAGCAGCUCAUCCUCCAGGAUAUGGCGAAAUAUUUGAUGUCACAUUAUCUGCCGUUCAAUUUGGGGACUCAAAUAUGGGAUCACAUCAGACAAUUAAUAUAAAACCAUAUAAUGUUUACGAAGGCACCGAUAUAAUAUUGAGUCCAUCAGGUGAUCAAGGAUUUGUAUCUAUUGAUGGAAAAAGGACGUAUAUAAAUCUUUUUGGCGAAUCUACGGAUCCACCAACAAGGAUUGAGUCUACUCAAGUGGUGAGAGAAAAUCAAAUCAGACCAACUAAUGUCUAUCAGCCUCCGAUUGGCGUUACUGGUAGUGGAUAUGUUGCUGUAGCUGAAACAGAAACAAUUACUAGAAAAUCACCACAUCAGCAACAACAUUCAUAUCAACAAAAUCGUUUAGUGCUUAAACCAAAAGUUCCACAACAAUUGCCGCCUGUUCGAAUUGAUACAUGCAUUGUUGGUGAUGACUCGACUUGCGAUAAAGCUCAAAAUGAGAAAUGCAUGAACGAUAAUGGUGUUUCAAGUUGUAGUUGCAAGCAAGGUUAUGCAAGGCGAAAACAUCGUGAUAUAUGUAGAAAAAUUGUUUCAGUUGUUGUAUCAAUGCGUGUAGAUCGAUAUCAUGACCGUAAAAUUGUUUGGGACUCAUCACUCAAUGAUUCAGCAUCUGAACCAUUCAGAUCCUUAAAAUAUGAGUCAUUGCGUGCUGUGGAUUCAGCAUUUAGUAUGACACCCUUUUCGGACGAAUUUAUGGAAGCGACGGUCAAUAAUAUCUUUCAGGGUGAUGCAUCUAAAGGAUUGGCUGGAGUUUUCGUAAAUUUAACAUUAAUGGUUGAAGAAAAUGGCGAAACUAUAAGACCUGCAAUAAGGAAUGAUAUUCAACGACAUUUACUUGGUGUGAUACACAGGAGAAAUAAUAAUAUCGGAAACUCAGCAUUGUUUGUAGACAGUGCACCAGGCUCAAUUUCAGCAGUAGUCGAUCUUAACGAAUGCGAAUCUGAUGAACUAAAUGACUGUCAUACGGAAGCAAUUUGUACAAAUACUUGGGGAAGCUACACAUGUCAGUGCAAUAGCGGUCUUAAAGAUCCAUAUAUUGAUCAUCCACAAAGAAUGGGACGUGAAUGUAUGUCAUGCGACUCAUCAUAUUGCAAUAAUCGAGGCACUUGUAGUUUUGAUUCUCAUGGAACUCAGGCUUGCACAUGCACAGGAUUUUAUUAUGGCUCUGCAUGUGAAAUAGACGGAGAAAUUUUAUUCGUAUCUAUUGGUGCCUCUGUUGCCGCUAUUUUCAUUAUCAUUCUAACAUUAAUAUGCUUAGUCAUGUGGAGUCGAAAGUGGCAACGUGAGCAUAAGAAUGCAAUGAUAGGAAGUCCUCUGUUUGGAUUAGGAGGAUACAUGGGUAAUGCACAAGUCAAAGCUCCUAUUAUGGGAACUGUUCCUUAUCAGAUGACUUUAGAAGAUAGAAUGAGAUGGGCUCAAAUUGCUGACGUGAUGUCACAGAGUAAUCAUUAUGGAAUCGAACCGUCGAGAACACUUCCAACGAUUUAUUCCGGCUAUCCAAAUUUGAGCGGAAUGAUGAGUGGAAUGACCUUGCCACACAAUAGUCAUCAUAAUGGAACUUUACCUCCCCCGCCAGUACCUCUUCCUAGACUAGGAAUGAAUCGACCAAGUGGAAUGAGAAAUCUCGAGAAUUCUAGUUCUAGUGAAGAAGAGGAUCGAACAGAUCUUUUAGGGAGGAGCUUUCAAGUUCCACGCCCGAAAAGUCGAGCAGCAUCUGUAACGAGCGCUAUUUAUUAUGAUGUAGAUUAUUCGCCCGAACAAAACUAUGGAUGUCAUAAUUCCUCUUCAAAUCAAAUACCACUAAGUACUUAUAGUGCAAGACCGCCUUCAACCACAUAUUAUAAGUGA